AUGCGAGAGGCGCAAUUAACGCCGGAGGUUCAGGUGUGCGACAACAUCGAUCUUGAGAGUAUUUUAAUGGAUUACUCCGAUUACCACCUCUCAAGGUUCAAUAAGCUACCAAAAAUUUGUAAGAAGGUUGAGAAUUCUGGGGUAUUGAAGGAAAUCUCGUCUCUCCCCAAUAUCCCCAGUAAAAAGGAGAAAAUAAAACCGAGAAAACCCGAUCCUGAGGACUCCCCUGAUGAAAGAAAAAGUCUCAAUAUCCCGGAAGCGGAGGAUAAUUUUGGCAUGACUAUCAUCCCAAUAUCAUCCGAGUCCAUCAAUAAAUCAAGACCCAAAGAUCGAAUUUCCGGUGACCGGAAAUUACUGCGAUCUCUCGAUGAAUUAUUUCCACGUGGCUCGGAGUAUCGUGACAUAGCUGACGUUAUAAUGAGGGAAGUCAUGUUAAUGGACUUAAACGUAAGAUGGAGUGAUAUUGUUGGGCUUGAAGACUGCAAACAAGUGCUUGAGGAGGCGAUUAUUUAUCCAAUUAGAUAUCCAGAUAUUUUUUCUGGAAAAUUUACACCUUGGAAUGGAGUUUUGCUUUAUGGACCCCCUGGCACAGGGAAGACAAUGUUGGCUAGAGCAGUUGCAACAGAAUGCAACUGUACAUUCUUCAAUAUUACCGCUAGUACUCUUAUCAGUAAGUGGAGGGGAGACUCGGAAAAAUAUGUAAGAGUUCUCUGUGAUUUAGCGAGGCAUCAAGCACCAUCGAUCAUUUUCAUCGAUGAGAUUGAUUGGAUUACUUCGGGGGAUAAUGACGCUGGGACUUCUUCUGAGCCUGCCAGGAGGUUCAGGGCUGAAUUACUGGCGAGAUUAGAUGGACUGGUGACACUCCAUGGAUCCAGAGUCGUUCUCCUCGCGACUACUAAUGCUCCUUGGAAUUUGGAUGCAGCUCUGCUGAGACGUUUAGAAAAACCUGUUUUAAUAAAUCACCCAACAGUAUCUGCUCGACGACAAAUGCUGAAGUACUACACAUCCCCAACGCUUCACAAACAGAACGAUUUCGAGCAAUUGAUAAAGGAGACUGAAUUCUACUCUGGAUCAGACUUGAAGCAGAUGUGCAAAGAGGCCUGGAUGAUUCAGAUGCGACAGUACAUCUCCGCAGAACGAGAAAAAGACGUAAAUAAAUCGAAAGUGCCAGAUCAGAUAAAUUCGAUGGAUGUACUCAAGACUGCCAGAAAAAUAAUUCUACCCACAACGAAACACUUGACUGACAGAUAUAAAGAAUGGGAAUCAAGAGUUAAGUAA
This is a messenger RNA of Diachasma alloeum, 1278 nucleotides long. Its product is annotated as katanin p60 ATPase-containing subunit A-like 2. Lineage: Eukaryota; Metazoa; Arthropoda; Insecta; Hymenoptera; Braconidae. Gene Ontology annotation, molecular function: ATP binding; ATP hydrolysis activity. The coding region runs from base 1 to 1278 and encodes 425 amino acids. The record is from RefSeq and is a predicted model, not a curated record. The transcript has 5 exons.